GAUUUCACAUCAGUCAUCACAGACCACAAAAACUUACUCAUUCAUAUUCUGCAUUCUCAAACUCUUUUUUUUUUCAUCCAAUUUCUCACAAUUUUCAUGGCUAUGCAGUCUCCUUCCUCAUCCUCUUCAUUUUCUUAUGGAUUCACUUACCAAGUGUUCCUCAGUUUUAGGGGCACUGACACUCGGUACGGUUUUACGGGCAAUCUCUACAAGGCUCUUAUUGACAAGGGAAUCCAUACCUUCAUUGAUGACAAUGAUCUUCAAAGAGGAGAUGAAAUCACACCAUCACUCAUCAAGGCCAUUGAAGAAUCUAGAAUUUUUAUUCCUGUGUUUUCUAUCAACUAUGCCUCUUCAAAAUUUUGCUUGGACGAACUUGUUCACAUUAUUCAUUGCUAUAAGACAAAGGGUCGCCUCGUCUUGCCUAUUUUCUUUGGUGUGGAUCCUACUAAUGUGCGCCAUCAUACAUGUAGCUAUGGUGAAGCAUUGGCUGAGCAUGAAAAAAGGUUUCAAAAUGAUAAGGAUAACAUGGAGAGGUUGGAGCGAUGGAAAGUGGCUCUGAGCCAGGCUGCUAACUUGUCCGGCUACCAUGAUAGUCCUCCUCGAUAUGAAUACAAGUUGAUUGGAGAGAUAGUCAAAUACAUCUCCAACAAGAUCAAUCGUCAGCCCUUACAUGUUGCUAAUUACCCUGUUGGAUUGCACUCUCGAGUACAAGAAGUGAAAUCGCUUCUUGAUGAGGGACCUGAUGAUGGGGUCCAUAUGGUUGGAAUUUAUGGGAUUGGAGGCUUGGGUAAAUCAGCACUUGCAAGAGCAAUCUAUAAUUUUGUUGCUGAUCAAUUUGAAGGUUUAUGUUUUCUUCAUGAUGUGAGAGAGAAUUCAGCUCAAAAUAACUUGAAACAUCUCCAAGAGAAGCUUCUUCUAAAAACAACUGGAUUGAAAAUCAAGUUAGAUCAUGUUUGUGAGGGGAUUCCAAUUAUAAAGGAAAGACUGUGUAGAAAUAAGAUUCUUUUGAUUCUCGAUGAUGUUGACGAUAUGGAGCAACUACAUGCUUUGGCUGGAGGACCUGAUUGGUUUGGCCAUGGAAGCAGGGUCAUCAUUACCACUCGAGACAAACAUUUACUGACCAGUCAUGAUAUAGAAAGAACAUAUGCAGUAGAGGGGUUGUAUGGGACAGAAGCUCUUGAAUUGUUGAGGUGGAUGGCUUUUAAAAAUAACAAAGUACCUUCAAGUUAUGAAGACAUUUUAAAUCGUGCAGUUUCAUAUGCUUCAGGUCUUCCCUUAGUUUUAGAGAUAGUGGGUUCCAACUUGUUUGGAAAGAGCAUAAAAGAAUGGAAGGGUACAUUAGAUGGAUAUGAAAAGAUUCCCAAUAAAAAGAUCCACGAGAUACUUAAAGUAAGCUAUGAUGCUUUGGAGGAAGAGCAGCAGAGUGUCUUUCUAGACAUUGCUUGUUGCUUCAAAGGAUGUGGAUGGGAGGAGUUUGAAGAUAUACUUCAUGUUCAUUAUGGCCAUUGCAUAACACAUCAUCUAGGAGUGUUGGCUGAAAAAUCUCUCAUUAAGAUUAGUACUUGUUACCAUUCGGGAUCUAUUGAUGUUGUAAGAGUACAUGACUUGAUAAAGGACAUGGGUAAAGAAGUCGUCCGACAAGAAUCACCUAAAGAUCCUGAAAAACGAAGUAGGUUAUGGCGUCAUGAAGAUAUAGUUCAUGUUAUAAAAGAAAACAUUGGAACUAGUAAAAUUGAAAUGAUAAAUAUGAAUUUCCACUCCAUGGAAUCCGUAAUAGACCAGAAAGGAAAGGCCUUCAAAAAGAUGACAAAACUGAGAACACUUAUCAUUGAAAAUGGACAUUUUUCUGAAGGUCUCAAGUAUCUUCCAAGCAGUUUGAUAGUAUUGAAAUGGAAAGGAUGUUUAUCGGAGUCUCUAUCAUCUAGUAUUUUAAGCAAGAAUUUCCAAAAUAUGAAAGUCUUGACAUUGGACGAUAAUGAAUAUUUAACCCACAUACCUGAUCUCUCAGGUCUUCAAAAUUUAGAAAAGUUCUCGUUUAAAUAUUGUGAGAAUUUAAUUACAAUUGACAAUUCGAUUGGACACCUAAAUAAACUUGAAAGGUUAAGUGCAUUUGGUUGCAGCAAGCUUGAACGUUUUCCACCUUUAGGUUUGGCAUCUCUUAAAGAAUUGAAUCUAUGUUGUUGUGAUAGUCUCAAGAGUUUUCCAAAAUUAUUAUGCGAGAUGACAAACAUAGACUGUAUUUGGUUGAAUUAUACUCCCAUAGGAGAAUUGCUAUCUUCAUUUCAAAAUCUGAGUGAACUUGAUGAGUUAUCAGUACGGGAAUGUGGAAUGCUGAAUGAUAAAAUGUAUUCUAUAAUGUUUUCAAAUGUGACAGAGCUUAGUCUCAAAGAUUGCAACCUCUCAGAUGAAUACCUCCAAAUAGUUCUUAAGUGGUGUGUUAAUGUUGAAGAACUAGAGUUAUCAAACAACAAUUUCAAAAUUCUUCCUGAGUGUCUUAGUGAAUGUCACCAUCUUAAGCAUCUUGAUUUGUCUUACUGCACAUCUCUUGAGGAAAUUAGAGGGAUUCCACCGAAUCUAAAAGAGCUUUCUGCAGAAGGAUGUAAAUCAUUGAGUUCAUCAAGUAGAAGAAUGUUAAUGAGUCAGCAACUACAUGAGGCUCAAUGGACCUAUUUUGUUUUCCCAAACGGAACAGAGGGGAUACCAGAUUGGUUUGAGCACCAAAGCAAGGGACCCACAAUUUCUUUCUGGUUUCGUAAAGAAAUCCCUUCUAUAACAUGUAUUUUUAUUCUUCCGGAAGGCAAAAAUGGGGUAGCUGACUCAGGAGUCAAUUAUUUUGUGAAUGGAUAUGAAAUUGAGUUAGAUGGUUCUUUUUACCAGUUUAGCUAUGUGUACUUGAAGCAGACAAGUUUGUUUCAUACCCUGAAAUGGAAUGAACUCAGUGGAAGACAAUAUGACUAUGAUAUAAUGGACAAAGUACUUUCGAAAAAUGAAUGGAUCCAUGUGGAGCUUAAGUUGGAUGAUUCGAGUUUGAAUCGACUUAGUGAGGAAGAGAUGAAUAAAAUAUUAAGGAGUGCUCAAAUCGGAAUCCACGUGUUAAUGGAGAAAAGCAACACGGAGGAGAAUGUGGUAUUCACCAAUCCUUAUAUUAGAAAGACAAAAUCAGAUGAAUAUCUUAAUGCUUCAUUAUCAUUAUCACAAGAGAAAAUGAAACGAAAGAAAUUUUCAAUCCGUAUAAAUCUUCGGAGAAAGAUUUGGGUGCUUCUUAAAUUCAGGGCUAGGUUCAGAAAACAAAAAGAGCACCGGAGCUAGAUUCUCUCAAUGGAUUGCAGAAAGGAGAAUCCGUUGCUAUCACAUAAGGAUGCUGAAUCCCUAUGGUCCAGAAAGAAUGUUGUUACAAGAAACCAUCUGUAGUCGUCUGGCCUUUUGUGUUAUCAUACGCAUUGUGUAGAGAUGGCUCACACCACAGAAUCUGUGGCUUGUCCGAAAGGUUGAACGACUAUGGUUGGACGGGUUUCUCAAACUAAACUGUUUUUACUAGAAAAGAACUUUCUGAUAUACAAAAAGUAAUUCGGGAUAAAGAACUGAACUCGAGACGCAACACUUAUUUGGUCUUUUUCAAGAGUCGCGACUUUUCUCCGGAAUCCAAGUGUAAUGAAAGUUAUUGGUAUAGCUCAAGCACUGCUCUGGUCUUGAAAUGGUGAGACCCGAUGUAUGUUCUUACGACGGAUGUUUGUGUUGCAGAUAUUGUUUGAAUUUUACGAUUUAAUUAAUGUACGUUUACAAACAUGCAUUAGCUUGUAGAAUGAAUAGCAUGGUAGAAGUACAUGUAGCUCUGGUCGUUUAUCAGGAACUUGCUGUUGCUAACUUUUGUUGUUCAAUGACGUUGAUUUUCUGAAUAUAUAAAAGAUGUUGCUACAAUCUUUUAAUAAA
Medicago truncatula (barrel medic) is the source of this 3930-nucleotide messenger RNA. RefSeq names its product disease resistance protein RPV1. Gene Ontology annotation, biological process: signal transduction; defense response. Gene Ontology annotation, molecular function: ADP binding. The record is from RefSeq and is a predicted model, not a curated record. The transcript is spliced from 8 exons. Lineage: Eukaryota; Viridiplantae; Streptophyta; Magnoliopsida; Fabales; Fabaceae. Bases 97 to 3309 code for a protein of 1070 amino acids.